AUGGCUACUUUCUUCGAGGGGUCAGUUCAAGACGGCAUUGCACUUGCUGUCAGAGAGACCAAGGCUGUGGUCUGUUUUGUCCGAGAUGAUGCCCAGACGAGCUUUACAUGGGAAGAGGAGUAUUUUUCAGAUGAACGGAUAGCACCAGCACUGGACACCAAUGCGGUUUUAUUACGCAUUACUGCAGGGUCCCAGGAAGCCGGGUUCUUAACGUCGUUCUGCCCUAUCGCAAAACUCCCAACAGUUGUAGUUAUAAAAAAUGGCUCCCUGCAGGAGUACCUUGUGCCUGAGCUCUCAAAACAUGAUUUUCAAACACGACUUGCGAGCGCGGUGAAAGGUCGGAGGGACUUUGCAGGCCCUCAAUCACAAGAUAGAGAUGAGAUUGGAGGCAGAGCUGCUACUGGAACACCAGUUUCUUCCAGUCAAAAUGUUGCGAUAUCCAUUCCAAAUACCACAUCGUCCCAACAUACAUACACAUCGUCACAGACCGCCAGUGCUACCAAUAUACCUAUGAAGAAGUCUUCUGAUUUCAACAAGAGCAGUGAGAAAAAUGCUGAGCAUGAUAUCACUACCAAAACGCUGUCCCACCGAGGCCUCAAAUAUCCAGCUCUUGCAGGACGUCUGUACCCCCCCUUAGAGAACGUCAAACCAAAGCCACCCGUCGCCCGUGGACCUCCCACUCAAUACCGAUUACAAGUGCGCUUAUUCGACGGAAGCUCCGUUCGUUCCAGUUUUGCGCCCACUCAGACAAUCCGCAGCGAUGUGCGCCUUUGGUUGGACCGGCAGAUGAACUCGGAGCAGCGACCAUACAACCUGAAACACAUAUUGACUCCUCUUCCCAGCCACACCCUUUCCGUCUCCGACGAAUCGCUAACCUUGCAGGAAUUGGGACUAGGUUCGACUGCUAACCUAGUCAUGGUCCCUGUUUCAUCAUACAUAGAGGCUUAUUCAACUACGGGAUCGAGCCUCCCUUUCCGAGGUAUUUCAGCUGCCUAUAAUAUGGUUGCUUCGGUUGCAAACACAGCUUCGGGAGUUGUAGGCUCCUUGAUUGGAAACAGUUGGAUUGGAUCAAAUGCAAGCAAUACUGGAUCAUCUCUCAGCCAAGGAGAAUCUGUAUCCCCGAGUGGUACCCCACGUUCACGAGUGAUUGGAGCGAACAUUCGAACUCUCAGGGAAAAUCACUUUGCGGAAAAUGAUAAGCAGUUUUACAAUGGAAACCAACUGAAUUUUGAACCGCGGGAAGAUGAGAAAGAUGAUUGA
Penicillium malachiteum is the source of this 1260-nucleotide messenger RNA. RefSeq names its product UBX domain-containing protein. The coding region runs from base 1 to 1260 and encodes 419 amino acids. The transcript has 6 exons. The record is from RefSeq and is a predicted model, not a curated record. NCBI's taxonomy places the organism in Eukaryota, Fungi, Ascomycota, Eurotiomycetes, Eurotiales, Aspergillaceae. Gene Ontology annotation, molecular function: protein binding.